GUCUGCAGGGGGUACAACAGCCCAGGUCGUACAUGCUCAGCAGCGAACCGUGGCCACGUCUGCUGCUACCACAGAGGUCGUAGCCAUAGCAGCCAACCAGGGUGUCCGAGCUGCAAUGGCCCCAGUGACAGCCACAGCAGCAGCAGUGGUGACUACCAACCUGACUCCUGUGCAGUCCCAGACCAGGUCAUUGGUCACGCAAGUCACCCCAGCUACAGGCAUUCAACUGACCACAGGAAAGCCCAUCUCCCAGGCACAAAUACAACUCUUCAGGCAACCCCAGACAGCUCCAGUACAGGUCCAACAAAUCCAGCCUCAGUCUCAAACUUCAGCCCAGCUGAAGACAGUCCAGAAACUGCCGGAUCAGUUAAUAAAAUUGAAGCAGAAACAGCAGCAGCAACAACAGCUGGCUCAGGUGACACAAAGGAAUACUGUUCUCACUGGUGCUGUGACCAAUCUCCCAGUUGCCCGCAUUGCUAGAGUUUCUACGUCACAGCUACAAGCUCAGGGACAGAUUCAGGCACAAUCAGCUCAGACUGCCCAGGUUACACUCACCAAACCACCAGUUGUGUCUGUCCCUACCGCGGUAGUCUCCUCCGGUGUAACGACACUUCCGGUUACUGUUGCUGGAAUCAGUGUGGCUAUUAGUCAACCUCAGAAAGGAUCAACAGGAGGGCAGACAGUAGUGAAGACAGCCAUACCACAGCACUUUUCACAAAUGCAAGUACAGCAGCUUCUGAAACUCAAACAGCAACAGCAGCAGCAGAAAGCAGGCCAGGCCCAAGUGACACAGGGACAAGCAGCUUUGCAGGCUGCAGCAAUCACUGCACAACAGAAGAUAACUCAACAGGUUACAGUUCAAUCACAACAGCAACAGCAACAGAAAGUCACUUAUACCACUGCCCAGCUCCAAUCAGGAAUGAAGCCACAGUUCUUGAGUGCUCAGACUCAGAAGCCUACAGGAACUCAACAGAUGCAGGCACAAAUUCAGGAUUCUUCAUCCUCAGCUGAUACCUCGAGUGUGUUCGUCGCACGGUUGUUUAAUAAACAAAGUGGCUUUAAUAGAUUAGUUACAAAACUUCCACAAAUGGUUCAACAGCAAGCAACCGUGGGGAGUAUCCAGCAGAUGGUAUCGACAGCCCAGCAGGUCCAGGCGCAGCCACAGACAAUGACACUGUCCCAGGCAGCUACAGGCCAGCAAGUCCAGGUGAUUCCUGCGGCUGCUACUGCUCAGGUUGUUCAGCAACAACUUAUUCAGCAGCAAGUUGUGACAACAGCAUCUCCUCAGAUCCAGCCUCCGACCCCACAGAGCCCAGCUCAGCCAGCAGCGACUUCUGAUGCCCAAGGCCAACAAGCCAAGGUGCAAGCACGAACUACUGCUCCCAUGAGACUGAAAGCCCCGACAAAACCGAACUGAGCUUGUUAAAUGGAAUGAAAAACCCACUACGUAAAGAAUGUGCUCACAGCAUUAGCUGGACUGUGCUCAGAACAAAUUGUACUAAGUUUGUUUUCACUCCGCUGUGUAAUAGCCAAUGUAUAGAAAAAAGUUGACAUGCAUAAACUUCACGUACGUCAUUUAAUACUGAAUCUUGAUGUUAAUGUAACAUGUUGAUGCGACUGUAAAUCUUUUUAACAGAUCAAUAAUUCUAAGGUUUAACCUUGGUCAUCUUUGUACAUACUAUUUUUUUUGGUACAUUUUUAAUGUGCCCCUGUAUUUGUUAAAUUCAAAAAGUGGAUGUUAUAGGCAUGUGUUCAGUAUUUGUAAAUCCAUAAUGUAGUUGCUGAAUGUUAAGUACUUAACUGUAGUUUUUUUUUCAUUACGUAAAAGUUGGAAAGAAGCCAACAGCAAUGAACUUCAGAAUAAGUUGUAUUUGACAUUCCUUAUCUAGGAAAAUACACGAAUGUUUAUUAAUGAAUUUUUGAUACAAGGUUUUUGUAUUUUUGUUACAUUCUUUUCAUUGCGCAUCCAUGGUUCAGGAUUUGUUUUAAAGUGAUAAUGUUUUAUUUUUAUUCUGUAUGUAUAUGCACAUUAAAAAUGCAAUCUAUGCUACAAAGUUAUUUCCUCCAGUUUUUAGUGUACAUGUUGUACAGUAUUUGUUAUGGUUUUGCAUAGCAUCGUGUUAUGACAUCGUUAACCCUGUCCUCAAAAAAAAUGAUUAAAAAUCCAAUUGUGAUCGGCACAUAAAAAUGAUUGAGUAGAAUUGUAUAUAAGUAUUUUUGUUAGUCACUCAGUCAUGUUGCCUUUAAUCUUUCCUUUGUUGAGCCAGAUGUAGAUUUUUUUUUAAGCAGCCGUGGUAUUUUUGUUAUGUAUGGUAAAUUUGGUAAAGGAUGAUGGAUAAAGUUUCAGUGACAGCCCAGGAUAACUGAGACCAAAGAGUGAGUGAGUUUUAAGUUUUCAACAAACAUGACAGGACCGUUGAUUUCCAAUGACAUUGUGUGAAAUUACUGUUACACUGUCAAAUUAUACCAGAUUGUUAGUUGUAUUCAUAAACCACUGCUACCACAUUGUAAUAAAUUAACACAUUUGUAAAUGCA
Rhincodon typus (whale shark) is the source of this 2535-nucleotide messenger RNA. RefSeq names its product E1A-binding protein p400-like. NCBI's taxonomy places the organism in Eukaryota, Metazoa, Chordata, Chondrichthyes, Orectolobiformes, Rhincodontidae. The record is from RefSeq and is a predicted model, not a curated record. The transcript is spliced from 9 exons. Bases 116 to 1417 code for a protein of 433 amino acids.